This is a messenger RNA of Chilo suppressalis (striped riceborer), 582 nucleotides long. NCBI's taxonomy places the organism in Eukaryota, Metazoa, Arthropoda, Insecta, Lepidoptera, Crambidae. The record is from the annotation of a GenBank genome assembly.
AUGAUCAAGGCUCAAUUAAUAGAAAUAGUAAAAUUGCAAAAAACUAAUUACAAUCGCUAUGCUGUGGAAGAGUUGACCGCUGAAUACGGUGUCACAAUCCUGCGUCUGCCCCCCUAUCACUACGAGCUCAAUCCAAUAGAGUUAGUUUGGGCUCAAGCAAAGGGCUUUUGUAAUAAUGUUGUAGUUAGCAAUUUUAAUAUGCUGUUUAAGAUCAUGGCAGAAGAAAAUCAAUCUGGCGAUUCAUCUUUAGCACAUAACAGUAUAAAAUCAGAGAAUGAAUCAAAAGAAAAUGGUGAUGCUGGGAAGGCAGACAAAGUCAAGAUCGAUAUUCUUCUGAAGGCAACUGGAAAUGCCCCUAUUAUGAAAAAGAAAAAAUGGGCUGUAGACGCAGAGAAACAAAUUGGGUGGAUCAUGGAGUUUGUCAAAAAAUAUCUGAAACUAGAGCCUGAUGAGAAAUUGUUUUUGUAUGUGAACCAAACUUUUGCCCCUUCUCCAGACCAAAUAGUGAAGAAUUUGUAUGAGUGCUUUGGAACAGAUGGCAAAUUAGUUUUGCACUACUGUAAAAGCCAAGCUUGGGGAUGA